AUUAUCUCUCUAUUCGAAUUUAAAGCUCUAAUUACCUAUCAUUAUGUGUAAUUAUAUUUAUAUUAAGUUGUGUUUGGGAACCAAUUGCGUGUUUCAUUUCUUCAUUUGUGUACAGAAUGUCAAAGGGCAUGUUAAUACAUUUUUUAAAGCUAUUCAUAUUUAUUGUGAUCUCUUGCGUAUGUUAUAUGAAAAUAUUACCAGAAAUCAAAGAGAUAAUCUAUAAAUAGUAAUAUUUACAGAACUAUGCUGAAGGAGUGUAUUACAAAAUUAAAAAUAUUGAAUGCAAAGCAAACCGAAGUCAUUUUGAAAAUAUUUCAUGUAUUCUGAAGCCCAUUAAUUGGACGCGGUCCAUAUUAAAUAUGGACGGUGAUAUAAUUGGAAACUUGACAAAUGCUUUUUUAUUUGUGGAGACAUUUUAUCGAGACCAUACGAAUCUUUAUAAGCCAUUUAUUUUUAAGUUUAAAUAUAAUAUCUGUCAACUGCUUGAUAAACGAAAACCCAGUAACUUUUUGGAGAGAUAUGCAUUGCUCCAUUUAAAAUCCCUAACCAACAUUAAUCACAGUUGCCCAUAUUCGGGACAUUUGUUCGCUCGUAACUUCCAUUUGGAUGAACUUUCAUUGCCACCGCUCCCUCUCCAGGAAUACAAAAUCAUUUUUAACUUUACGCAAAAUAAUCCUUCGAUUAAUUUAGCAAUCAUAUUGCUGUAUUUCGAAGCACGGGAAGACUAUCAUAAGAGAACCAGACCUGCUCGUUUCUAAUUGCUAAGUUAAUCUUUUGUAAUUUUAUUUUAACUGUAUAAGUACCUACUAAUAUAUGUUACAUCAGUUAUUUGCUGGUUACAGGGUAAAUUAAGUCGAGCAAUCGCAGACUAGA
Molecule: messenger RNA, 873 nt
Organism: Drosophila novamexicana
Lineage: Eukaryota; Metazoa; Arthropoda; Insecta; Diptera; Drosophilidae
Exons: 3
Coding region: 360-758 (132 amino acids)
Source: RefSeq, a predicted model, not a curated record